GCCAAACUAUUUUUUGCAAUUGACGAAUUUUUCGGUUUUUCAGUUGGUUCACUUUCUCCAAACUGUUUAUCUUCCUCUUCAAAUUUCUGAGACGAGGCGUUUCUUCUUCAUCUUCAUCUUCAAUAGAAGAUAAACCUAAAGUAGGAGAAGAAAAUCUCUUUCCAGAAGAAGGUCCAGGUUCUUGUGUCUCUAGGCCGAAUGUUCUCAUCUAUAAAAAGUUUUUUGCUCAUCAUUAUCAAUAGUACUAUGGCUAUACACACCGGUAGUACGCCCCUUUGUCAUAUAUGCGUCUCUAGCAUGGUGGACAAAGACCGAAGAGGUCACCACACGCAACCGUUUGCAGAAACUGCAAGGGCUGGCCGUGUCGAUGUUACAGGGGAUAUGCGCACAGACCCUACAGCAGUGCUUAAGGUCAUCCUUGAUCUGCCUCCCUCACAUAUACACGUGAGGAAAUGCAGCCUGCUGGAAGGAAUAAGAAUAUCCCAGAGCGGGAAGCUCCUACCUGGAAACUGGGUUGGACAUGAGGAUAUUGAAUCAACUGGACUCAAACCUGUCGGAAGAAAAACACCCUUUGUACUGCAUAGCAAAGUCAACAGAUGAGAAUUGUAGGCUCUGUGGAUCAGAAGUAGAAACAGCUGAACACAUAUUAUGUAAGUGUACAGAACUGGCUGGCCUAAGAACCAUUCAUAUGGGAAAACCAGCUCUGGUUACCCAAGAGGUAACGGCCAAGGCCCCUAAGAAAGUCUUCGGUUUUAUUAACACCAUUCUAAAGACCUCCUUAGGUUUCCAUGAAUGAGUAGGGUAGUGAACCAAA
Messenger RNA from Coccinella septempunctata (seven-spotted ladybird), 814 nucleotides. RefSeq lists its product as uncharacterized. The transcript is spliced from 2 exons. The coding region runs from base 199 to 600 and encodes 133 amino acids. NCBI's taxonomy places the organism in Eukaryota, Metazoa, Arthropoda, Insecta, Coleoptera, Coccinellidae. The record is from RefSeq and is a predicted model, not a curated record.